This is a messenger RNA of Dama dama (fallow deer), 12773 nucleotides long. It is a transcript of the gene PRUNE2, whose product is annotated as prune homolog 2 with BCH domain. The coding region runs from base 130 to 9555 and encodes 3141 amino acids. The transcript has 20 exons. Lineage: Eukaryota; Metazoa; Chordata; Mammalia; Artiodactyla; Cervidae. The record is from RefSeq and is a predicted model, not a curated record. Gene Ontology annotation, biological process: apoptotic process. Gene Ontology annotation, cellular component: cytoplasm. Gene Ontology annotation, molecular function: pyrophosphatase activity.
GCGGUAGGAGGGAGCAGCCGGUCGCUGCGUCCCGGGCGGCCACUUUCCGGGGACCCGGCUCCUCUCGCCCGGGAGGAGAUAAUCCUCUGCGCCCUCCGGGUAUCUCCGGUCCAUACCUUUCUCAACAACAUGGAAGAAUUUUUGCAGCGCGCCAAGUCUAAAUUGAAUCGAAGCAAACGCUUGGAGAAGGUCCAUGUGGUUAUUGGACAUAAGUCCUGUGAUUUGGAUUCUCUCAUUUCUGCCUUCACAUAUGCUUACUUUCUAGACAAGGUCAGCCCUCCGGGGGUUCUCUGUUUGCCGGUGCUGAACAUACCAAGGACUGAAUUCAGUUACUUCACUGAAACAAGGUUUAUUUUAGAAGAGCUCAACAUUUCUGAGUCAUUCCACAUAUUCCGAGAUGAAAUCAAUCUGCAUCAGCUAAAUGAUGAGGGGAAGUUAUCUCUAACACUUGUUGGCAGCAACGUACUGGCAAGUGAGGACAAAACUUUAGAAUCAGCAGUUGUCAAGGUCAUUAAUCCAGUGGAGCAGGGCGACUCCGGCUUUGAGUUCCGAGAGCCUUCGUCGUCUCUGGUGGUGAAAGAGAUCCUCCAGGAGGCUCCCGAGGUCAUCACCGAGCAGCUGGCUCAUCUGCUCAGAGGUAGCAUCCUUUUUAAGUGGAUGGCCAUGGAGCCCAAGAAGAUCUCAGAAAAGCAGGAGGAAAUUCUUUCUAUCCUGGAAGAAAAAUUUCCCAGCUUACCUCCAAGAGAGGACAUUAUCAAUAUCCUGCAGGAGACCCAAUCCAGUGCUCAGGGUUUAGGUAUUGAACAGACAAUGCUGAAGAAUCUAAAAGAGCUUUCAGAUGGAGAAAUAAAAGUGGCCAUUAGCACUGUGAACAUGACCCUGGAGAAUUGUACAUUUCACAGCAAUAUCACCAGUGAUUUGAAAGCGUUCACAGACAAGUUCGGUUUUGAUGUCCUCAUCCUCCUGGCCAGUUACCAGUCGGAGGAGCAGCAGCCCAGACAACAGAUUGCUGUGUACUCUGAGAACCUAGAGCUGUGUAGUCAGAUCUGCUGUGAACUGGAAGAGUGCCGGAACCCUUGCCUGGAGCUGGAACCCUUUGAGUGUGGCUGUGAUGAGAUCCUGGUGUACCAGCAGGAGAACCCUUCGGUGACCUGUGAUCAGGUGGUUCUCCUCAUCAAGGAAGUCAUCAACAGGAGGUGUCCAGAGAUGGCCUCCAACAGCCGGACGUCCUCCACAGAAGCGGUGGCAGGCAGCGCGCCGCUCUCCCAGGGGUCUUCGGGGAUUAUGGAGUUGUACGGCUCUGAUGUAGAGCCACAGCCCAGCUCCGUGAACUUCAUGGAAAACCCUCCCGAUCUCGGCGAUUCUAACCAGGCCCCGGUGGAUGUCAAUGCGGACCUGGUGAGCCCAGACAGCGGGCUGGCCACCAUCAGAAGCAGCCGCUCAUCCAAGGAGAGCUCCGUGUUCCUCAGUGAUGACAGCCCCGUGGGAGAAGGGGCAGGGCCUCACCACAGCCUGCUCCCCGGCUUUGACUCCUAUAGCCCCAUCCCCGAAGGAGCCGUAGCGGAGGAGCAUGCCCGCUCUGGAGAACACGGGGAAUCAUUCGACCUUUUCAACUUUGACCCAGCACCCAGGGUUUCUGGGCAGUCCCAGCCAUCCUCCCAUUCUGCCGACUACUCCCCAACAGAUGACUUCUUCCCCAACAGUGAUUCCUCAGAAGGACAGCUCACCAUGGGGUCUAAAGAACUUGACAGGAGGGGGAUGGACAUGCCUAAUUAUUCAUCCAGUUCUCUCUUGUCGGGGGCUGGCAAAGAGACUCUCGUGGAAUUUGAUGAGGAGUUUGUCCAGAGACAAGAAAGUCCCGGGGAUAAUUCAGAAAGAAAUUUGAGCCUGACAGGUUUUAUGCAAGAUGAAUCUCCUUCUCCAGAAAGUCUAAAAACUGUUGGAAAGAGGAUCCCACCGACACCUAUGAAUAGCUUUGUGGAAAGCUCACCAUCCACUGAAGAACCAGCUCUGCUCUAUUCAGAAGACGUGACCCCCAAGACAGUCAACACAGGUCACCCAGGGCCACCUCUAACCCGGGUGCGAUGCAGCAGCUGGUGGGAUGGUUUGGAAGUCGACUCUAAAAAUAUCGUGGAUGCGUGGAGUUCCAGCAAGCAGGAAUCUGUCUUCCAGAGCCCUGAGUCCUGGAAAGAUCAUAAACCAAGCCCAGCUGAUAGGAGAGCCUCAGACUCUAUAUUUCAAUCCAAGAAUCUCAACUUCCCAAAGUCAAGUCCCUGGGAGUCAGAAUUUGGUCAGCCUGCGCUGGGCAACAAGAAUAUUCAAGACUCAAAUGAGAAGAACUUUCAGUUUCAGGACAUGCCCCCUGAGAAGUCACAUUUGCUGAAUGUUUCUCCUCAUGGAACAAACCACCUGAUAGAAGACUUCGCGGCCCUGUGGCGUUCUGACCGCUCUCCCACAGCUAUGCCUGAGCCGUGGGGAAACCCCACAGAUGAUGAGGAACCAGCUGCUGCAGCGUCAUUCCCAGCCUGGAGUGCCUUUGGUGAAGAAGGUGAUGCCAACGCUUUGAAAAAUACUUGGAAUCUGCACCCAACGAGCAGCGAGACACCUUCUGUAAGAGACCCAAGCGAGUGGGCCAUGGCCAAAAGCGGGAUUUCUUUCCCUUCAGAAGACCUCGUGGACAGUUCACCCAGUGAGGCAAAUAACGAAGCAGUUCCAGAAAUCUGGGGCAAGAAGAACCAUGACCCCAGGGACGAUAUUCUCAUAUCUGGAAAUCCCACAUCUGAUCUGGAUCAUCCAUGGAAUAGUUCUAAGCCAGCAAAGGACCAUCAGAACAGUGUGGUGGACCCAACAAUUAGGGGCAAGAUGUACAAAAAUGUAGAUUCUUGGAACCUUUUCGAGGAGAGUAACAAGGAAGGAGGUUCAGAUAUCCCAGCACCUUGGGAGGAUUCCUUCUUAUCCUAUAAAUGUUCUGACUACAGUGCAUCCAAUGUAGGGGAAGACUCAGUGCCCUCCCCCUUAGACACCAACUACUCCACCGAUGACUCUUACACUUCACCAACAUUGGCCAGAGAGGAGAAAGAAACCAGAGACAAGCCACUCACUAAAGAGGAGGGUUUUGAGUCACAAGAUGCUAACUGUCCUGCAGGGGGCGCCGACGUGCCUCCUCAGUCCCCGCAGCAGCCACCAAGAAGCCGAAUUAGUUCAGGUCCUGGGACCCUGGAAAUGUGGGCUUCGUCUCAGGCAGAUGGUGGCAAAGAAAUAAAUGCCACUCACAGCCCAGACAAAGAGCUACUCCAGGUGGAGCCCACGGAUGAUCAGAAUGUCUCCCUGGAGGAUGACGUGGGGGAAAGCAGCCAGUCCAGUUAUGACGACCCCAGCAUGAUGCAGCUAUACAACGAGACGAACCGACAGCUCACCCUUCUGCACAGCAGUGCUGACGCCCGGCAGGCAGCCCCGGACAGCCUCGACACGUGGAACAGAGUGAUUCUGGAGGACACGCAGUCUACUGCCACCAUCUCGGACAUGGACAAUGACUUGGACUGGGAUGACUGCAGUGCUGGUGUGGCCAUCACCGGUGAAGGUCAGGCACAGGGGUACCUGGUGGAAGGUAGCGAACCUCUAACCCGAUUUUCAGUGAGACAGGUUGAACCCUGGGGCCUGGAGUAUCAGGAGGCAAAUCAGGCAGACUGGGAACUCCCUGCCUCUUCUGAGCACAGCCUGGACGUGGCUCCUGAUGAAUACCACGUCCUGAAUGAGAAAAGCGGGCAGCUGAUCGCGAAUAGUAUUUGGGAUUCUGUCAUGAGAGAUAAUGCCAUGUCAUCAUUAAUGUCACCCAGCCCAUCAUAUGCUACAGAUACAGAACAGAGCAAAUCACCUCCUGAAACAACCAGCUCAUUAGACAAAAUUCAGGACAGUCACAUUGCAGACAUGCUGGAAGCUUCUGGAGCCGGUGAAUCUGAAACAAUCGAUCCUGACAAGCAGGACACAUGCGGAGGUACCCUGCCAAGUGAUACAGCAUAUUUGGUGACCAGACUUGAGAAUCCAGAGCAUUUUGCAUGCUCAGAGCCCCGGAAGGGUCCUAGCUAUGGACGAAAGGAAAGUGAAAAGGAAUUCCAUGGAGCUGCUGAUAGGGAGCACCCCAUUGAUGAGCUGAUGGAUGGAGCCUCGGAAGCUUCUGGAAAAGGGCAAGGUAGCCAGGAAUGCCCAUCCCCAGCUGCAUCUGAUCAUCAAGAAAUCUCCAAUGAACCAGGCAAAAUCAGAAAUUUUUCAGUGACUUCCAGUCCUCAGACCAAGGAACCCCAGGAAGUAUUAGAGCAGGAGAAGGGGUCUUACACUCCAGACCCCUGUGAUGUGCAAACAGAGGUGUCCACAGAUCACUUGCUGGCAAGAGAGACCUAUGCAGAGCACCUCAUAAGCCCCAGAAGAAAUUCAAGUGAAACUACUGAAAUUCCAGGUAGUCUGAAUUCCACAAAAAGUGUGUCUCUACCUAAAGUGGAUGUGGAGAAACCUGAAGAAUGUGACAUUCUGGAGCCAGAGAAAAUUAACCAAGAGACACCUGAUGAAUGUCCCCAAGGCCUUGACUCUUGGGAUGGCCCUAAAGACAGUGAUGUGCUGGUCAGUGGCGCAAGUUCUGAGAUAACUAUGAAUCUCGAAGUUACGAAUACUGAAAACAGCCCUCCAAGAGCCAAUUUAUCAGGAAAUGAUGACAGAGAUAGUAUUUCUAGUGAGUAUACACUUUCAAGUGCAUCCAGUCCUGACAUAAAUGAUUCUUCAGCUGCACUGCCUUCCUGGGACCAGGGACCCAAUACUGGGCAUCAGAAGGAAAAUCAAAAUGACUGGAGUACACAGAAUCACCAAGAAUCUGAACUAAUGACUGCUGAUGGUCAUGUAGAAGUAGUUGCUGAAAUGCAGGGUUUGGAGAAAAACAGAAUGGACAGGUUUGAAAGGAGCUUAGAUCACAAGGUUCCUAAAUUUUUAGAGUUUUGGGGUGACUCAAUAGAUGGUGAUUCCUUUUCUUCUUUAUCCAGCCCAGAAACAGGUAGAUAUUCUGAAUAUUCAGAUGCAUAUCAGGAAAGAAAUCUAGUGAUCAGCCAUCAGGAGAAAAAUGAGCGUAAUCUUCCUGAAACUGUACAGCCAGAGGACACCAGCUUCAUUUCAACAAGCUCAGGUUCUGAUGAUGAUGGUGAAGGCUAUGAAGAGUCAGUGGAGAAAGAGAUCCAUUCGGACACUUGUCAAGUGGCUCCGAGUGAACUCAGAGCUUGGGAUUCAUUGAAUAAAUCUAAUAUGUCCUUGGCCACAGCAGAUCCUGAAUCUGAGCAAUGUUCUGUCUAUAGGGGCAGUCCAGAGCGAGCAGAGAAUGAGAAUAAGUCAGACCCAUCCUGUGAUGACCAACAAGGCAGCCCUGAUCGCUGGAAUUUCUCACCAGUGAGGGAGGCUGAAUUACAGGUGCCAGCAGUGGAUAAAGAGACAAGGUCUUCUCUAGAAACAGGGAGGACUGGAGAUGUCAUGUGGCAAAUAUCUCCCAAAGCUGAACCAAAUAAUGAAAAUUACUCUAAAUUGGAGAUGGCUGACUUCUCAGCUGAGAGCACAGAGUGGUGGAAGGCCUCCCGACAGGAAGGGCAACCAAUCGAGAGCGCGUUUGAAGGGGAAUUAUCUAACUCAAGUGCUGUGCUAGAAAUGAAUUCCUCAGUGUGCGAAAACAUGGGUCCUUGGGGAGUGCCCAUUCAGGGUGAUACUGAAUCCCUGGCACUACAUGGUACCAAUCCUUUCAAUGAUAACCAUCAGUCACCCUUCCUAGAUCAUAAUGGGGAGAAUGCCCACGAGCAACUUUGGAACAUUCAACCAAGGCAGCCAGACCCAGAAGCUGAUCAGCUUAGCCAGCUUGUAAUAUUGGACCAAAUUAAAGACACAGAUUCCAGAGAACAAACCUUCAUGUCUUCUGCCGGUGACGAACUCUCCUCCGAAGUACCUGCCCAAGAACAGUGUCAGAAUUCAGUGCUGUCUGCCUGGGACCAGCCAGACUCGUCUUGUACUUACGCAGAUGGAAAUGGAUGCAUUGUAUCUGGUGUAGCAACAACUGAGUGUCAAGAAACAAAUUGGUGGGAAGGAGAAAAAUCACACUCAAGUGAAAUGACAGAUUCAAACGUCACCUCUGAAGAUUUCCCUGCUGUCAGUUCUAGCCGGUUGAUGAACAAGUCAGGCUCUGAAUGGAGUGACUCUUCCCCUACUGAGGGCCCCCAGGGCACAUUUGUUCCAGAUAUUUUACACGGCAAUUUCCAAGAGGGUGGGCACCUGGCCUCAGCUUCGCCUGACUUGUGGAUGGGUGUGAAACAGCCCUUCAGUGUGAAGACAGAUGGUGAGAAUCCUGAUAUACUGACUCACUGUGACCACGACAGCAAUUCCCAGGCUUCCAACAGCCCGGAUGUUUGUCAUGAUUAUGAAGUAAAGCCGGAGACUAAGCAGUACAUCGAUGCUGGGCUGGGACCUGAAAGGGAAGCCAGUGAGUUAUAUCUCACUGAGCCAGAAGUAGACAAAGAACCCAGACAGGAGCCUGGGCAGGAAUGUGUCCCUUAUACUUCGGAGGUGUCCUCUGAAAAUGUCAUUCCACUGCCUCCAGUCAGCAAGCAGGCAGACACAAAUGACUCAUCUCAGCCUUCCUCUUACGAGUGUUUUCCUGAACCUUCUGAGAUUAAUGGUGAAAACGAUCCAGGCUUAAAAGCAUCAGAACAAGGAGCCAACCCAGAUAUGGCACCUAUUUUGGAACCUGUUGACAGAACAAUCUCAAUGAUUGAAAACGUGGAAACUGGUAUUUGUGUAACUUACCAAGAGCCAACUGUGGACAACAGCAGGUCUUCGAUAUCAGAAGACUUUCUUCCUCAGAGGCAGACGGAUGCAGGGGACUUGUUGGACCAUGAGAAGCCCUUUGUUACUGAGAAUCCUGCCGUGGUUCCUGAUGCUUUGCUAGCCUCGGACACUUGUCUGGACGUCAGUGAAGCUGCCUUAGACCACAGUUUCAGCGAUGCCUCAGGUCUCAACACAUCCACGGGAACAAUAGAUGACAUGAGUAAGCUGACAUUAUCAGAAGGCAUUCCUGAAACACCAUUUGAUGGGGAGAUGGGGAAGCAAGAUAUCUGUUCAUCUGAAGCCUCGUGGGGUGACUUUGAAUAUGAUGUCAUGGGCCAAAAUAUUGAUGAAGACUUAAUGAAAGAGCCUGAACACUUUGUCUAUGGUGGUGACCCUCCCUUGGAAGAAGAUGCCCUGAAGCACAAGUUGGCACCUUAUACGCCUCCCUUUGAUUUGUCCUAUCUCACGGAACCUACUCCUAGCAUCGAAACCACAGAGGAAGCUGGGACUCCAGAGGAUGAGUCUCUGGGGAGUGAAGCCGCAGAGAUACUGCUUUCUGCCCUUCCUGAUGAAGGAAACCAGGAAAACCAUGCUGAGACCACAGACAGACAGCCCGGAGGCCAGCCAGUUGUGCUGCAUAUUCACGAGGACUCUGAGUCAAUUCCUUUGGCGGUAGGAAUCGAUGCCAACCCUGAGUUGUCUCCAUCACACAUUGACUGGGAAGUAGAAACAGAUCAUUCAGAUUCACCAGCAGGUGGAGACAUAGGACCACCAAGUGGUGCCAGUGAGGGAAUAUUAGAGUUGGAAGAAGAAAAAAUAAUUCCUACCGAAGAGCCUGAGCAGGUAAAAUCAGAACAUGGGGAGGAACAGUACACUGAGAAGAAAGAAGAUCGUCAUGCAUUGCACAUGGAUUACAUACUUGUAAACCAUGAAGAAAAUUCACUGCCAGAGCCAGAGGCCUGUGAAUCUAGAGAAAUCACAUCGGAAUUAGAAGAGCUUCACGUAGAUUUCAAGGAAAAAGGGCUGCCAGAAACUCGGUUAGCCAGCUCCCCGGACACAUGUCAACCAGCUUCCUUAAAUGAAAGAAAUCAUCUAUCUACAGAGAGAAUGUCUUCCAAAGAUGGUAAGAGAUCAUCUUUUAAAAGCCCUGGGCAAGACCAGAGUUGGAUGGUCUUGGGCCGUAGUGAGGUUAGUGAUCCAUCAUCGGAGACCAUGGAUUCAGGACCUGGAUGGUCUGGUGAGGCUGUGGAGCCAGCCUCUGAUCACAGCUUGGGUCAGAGCCCCCAAAUACAGAUUCUGGAAGAAAUGAAGCCUCUAGAAUCUUUAGCACUAGGGGAAGCCUCUGAUCUGGGCAGCCAGUCACGGAGGAGCAAGAGCCGAGGCAGAGCUGGCCCUGAUGCAGUUAUGUUGCAGCCUGUCACCCAUGACAAUGAAUGGGAAAUGCUUUCACCACAAAACAUAAUCCCUGAAACGGAAAUGGAGGAGGAGACAGAGUUUCUUGAGCCCGGAACAAGGAAACCAAGACCAAACGGACUGCUAUCAGAGGAUGUAGGAAUGGACAUCCGCUUUGAGGAGGGAAUGCUGAGUCCCACCGAUGCAGACAUGAGGCCAGAACCUCCUAAUUCUCUGGAUCUUGAUAGCACUCAUCCUCGGAGAAUCAAACUUACAGCCCCAAAUAUCAAUCUGUCUCUGGAUCAAAGUGAAGGGUCUGUUCUCUCUGAUGAUAACUUGGACAGUCCAGAUGAGAUUGAUAUCAAUGUGGAUGAACUUGAGACUCCCGAUGAAGCAGAUUCUUUUGAGUACACUGGCCAUGAGGAUUCCACAGGCAACAAAGAUUCUGGCCAAGAGUCAGAGUCUAUUCCAGAAUAUACGGCAGAAGAGGAGCGGGAGGACAACCGGCUGUGGAGGACCGUGGUGAUCGGAGAACAGGAGCAGCGGAUUGACAUGAAAGUCAUCGAGCCCUAUAGGAGAGUCAUUUCUCACGGAGGAGACUCAGGUAACCCUCUGCAGUGUUGCUGGACAAAUGACCCUGGAAAGGCUGAGGAGAAGAGUUGCAGGCUGGUGUGUGUGUGUGUGUUUUGGUUGCGCCUGUGGCAUCUUUCCUUCUCUCUCCAUUCCAUUUGCUGGCCAGCAAACUUGUGUUCCGUCCCUUUCAUGCCUCUCUGUCCUGCCUCAGGAUACUAUGGGGACGGCCUAAAUGCCAUCAUUGUGUUUGCUGCCUGUUUUCUGCCAGACAGCAGUCGGGCGGACUACCACUAUGUCAUGGAAAAUCUUUUCCUAUAUGUAAUAAGUACUUUAGAGUUGAUGGUAGCUGAAGACUAUAUGAUUGUGUACUUGAAUGGUGCGACCCCAAGACGGAAGAUGCCAGGGCUAGGCUGGAUGAAGAAAUGUUACCAGAUGAUUGACAGACGGUUGAGGAAGAAUUUAAAAUCAUUCAUCAUUGUUCAUCCAUCUUGGUUCAUCAGAACAAUCCUUGCAGUUACACGACCUUUUAUAAGUUCCAAAUUCAGCAGUAAAAUUAAAUAUGUCAGUAGUUUAUCAGAACUCAGUGGACUGAUCCCAAUGGAUUGCAUCCAUAUUCCAGAGAGCAUCAUCAAGUACGAUGAAGAGAGAGCUUAUAAGAGAAGUGUGAGAACUAGCUGCCUUUACAAUGAUCCAGAAAUGUCUUCAAUGGAGAAGGAUAUUAAUCUGAAGCUGAAAGAAAAGCCCUAGUUGGCCACAUCUGGACGAAGGGGCCGCUCUUCUGCCUCGUGGUUCUGUUGACACGUACCCACCUGGAAGAGACAGCUCUGAUGGUACUUUGUUUCUGCUUUGCACUACCUGGUGCCCUUCUAAAUUUCUAAGGGGAAAAACAGUAAGAGAAUCUGUUCACUCUUAACAUGUUUUAUGGAAUUGUGUGUAUUUUCCUAUUUUGCCAAUUAUGUGCCUCAAAGAUUUUAGUUGGACCUUUGCAAGAAAGUAGGACCUUCCAUUUCAAUAUUUCAUUAAGCCUUGGUACAGUGGUAUUUCGUCUUUUUGUUGACUGCUGUUGACCACUGAGGUAACUUCGGUCCACUGUUCAUUGUGAGUUGAUUUCUCCUUGGUGAUCACCUCAAGUUUGAAAUACACAGGACUCAGCAGUCCCUAGGAAAGUUGGCCCCAUGUAAACUCCACCUUUCAAAUCCUAAGCUUGCUUAAGAUAGCCAUAUUGUAGACACAGGUGCAACACCACGUCAGUUAAGCGCCCACUUGGUUCUUGUCCACAUUUAUUCUGACAUCUCCAAAGGAAGCCAGGUUUCCUAAUUCACACCAGUUUCAUUGUAGUUAUCAAAUUGGGCACUGUGUUUUCUGGGAAUUUGGUCUUUUAAAAAAAAAAAAUUAUUUCUUCAGUGAAUGUUGAAGACCUCCAAACUGGGAAACUUAAGGAUCAAUGUUUACAUUUCUGGUAGCUGUCUUUCAUUCAAGCCAUGAACUUAGUUCAAGAUGUCACACUUUAAGUACUAAGGAUAUUAUGGAAGGCGGCCCCUCAGAAAUUCAUUCUUCGGUAACAUUGAGUUAUCUGAAUCUCUCUCACAUGCAUUAUAAGACAUAAUCUGCUUUAACACACUUACAGGCUUAAAAUUAAAUAUGAGUAUGUACUAUCCUUUGCAAAAUAGUUCUUUAUAGUCUUCAUAUGUUUUUUAAAAUACCAGCAUGGUUUAGAACCCGUGGGCCUCUAGAGGAGGGAGGAGUUGGUAAAUCUAGCACCCCCACCUGUUUCCACAUGGCCUUCAAGAACGGUUUUCAUGCUUUGGGUUGAAAAAAUUUUUUUUACUAUUUCAUGACAUAAGAAAACUAUCAAAUUUCAGUCCCCAUAAAUAACGUCUUAUUGAAACAUGGCCAUACAAAUUUGUUGACAGACUCUCUGCAACUACUUUCAUCUUACAACAGCGGAAUGGAGUAACUGCCACAGACCACGUGGCCCACGGAGCCUAAAACAUUGACUCUCUUUUAGACAGCGUGUGCUGAGCCCUGCGCCAGCCCAUGCGACCUUCCUUGGCCUCCCAUUUGUAGUCAGAUGCUGGUUUCUCUAACAGUAUGCACAAAUUAGGCUGCAAACUAAUUUACUCUUAAAAAAAGAAACCUUUGGCAUCCACAAAUCAGUAAGACUCAUGGCCUGCUGACAAAGGCAAGGAGUCCUAGCCAUGAACACACGGCUCAGGUUGUGUUUACACAACCCAAAGUGAAGCCUGCUUAGAAGGCUUUUGGCUAUUCAGAGGUGUUGCUGAAGUCCUGUCCUUACCCUGGAAAUGAUUCACAGACUCCACUAUCACAUAUUAUUAACACACUCUUCAAAAUUAAACUGUAGUGGAGACCAGGGUUCCAUCACAGUCUGAGAGUGAUAACUAUCUCCGGGAGAGCUUCCAGGGACAUGUCGAGCCCUGGGUAUCAUGAGCUUUGAAGUAGACAUCUUUGCACAAGUUUCUGAAUUUCACUGCCUUCAUCUGCUUCAUGUCCGUCCCGCACCCACCUGCCAGACAUGCUCUCAUACACACAGGUCAGCUCUCUCUCCUCCAUAAGCCAUAGUUACUAUGUCCCCUUCUCAAUUCCUUUCAACUUGGUAUUCUAUUAGAUCAUUCUUCUGGGUCUCCACCCUCAUAACGUCUGGCUUGUCUGAUAGAAAAACCCUGGAGCACGUCUUCUUCCACAGCCCACCUCCACCUUUGGCAGCCCAAAUUGUGCCUUUCCCAGAACUUAGCAUGGACAGAAGCUCAAUGACCCGAUUUCCCAGUUUGUUCACUGUUGCCCUGGCAUCAUUAUUAAUAAUGCUCUCUCUCACUCAGUAAAGUUUUUGGAAGAUGAAUUAUGCGGUCCCCUUAGCCACAGGAAGUAAUAAAGAAUUCAGUGUUCAGCUGAGAGGUAUGAACUGGAGGUCCAUAAAAGGUUCUUGUGACAGUCAACCAGACACAACAGCCUUAGCAUUUACGUUUUCUUUGAACUUGUCCAGCCUGUUCAUGGAAGGCUACUCAGGUGGUAUUGUGUUUGGAGUUUUAUCUUCCUAUGUGGAAAUUAUGAGCAUCUUUCCCAAUCAGUGAUUUUGUCUGGACUGUUCAAUGGGCUGCAUAACCAUUCUGAUAGUUAAGCAUCUGCUAUCUUAUUAUCUUAAAAAGAAACUUUAAUUGCACGUGCUAGAGAAAAGCCACCAUGUAAAUUCAAACCAAGUGAAUAGAAGCCUAGAAGAAUUCUGAAAAAAAUAACCCCUCAGCAAAUAGGUAGACAGAUGUAAACAUUCACACCAUUAGCUAUCUAGCUUUGGCAUUCUGAGCAUUCUUGCUUUGGUUCUGACUUCUGGGAACUGUUUGCACUUUUCCUGUAGAUAUGUCGUUAAGGGAACCAAGGGGUCAUUGGGGCAAAAGUAUUGUUUUCCCAAAGUGUCAACUGCUAUUCACUUCGCUCCUUGAUUAAGAGAAAGAACAAAAAUCUGCACAGAAGAUAUUGUCAAGGAGUAAGAAAGUCUGUCUGAGGGCAACAGCUGAGGGUGGGAGAAAACCCGGAAGUCCUCUUGAAGCCAUGCAGUGUUUGAUGGGGUUAUCUUCUAAGACAUAAUUCCGACAUAUGUGAGGAAGUCACUACUCCAGGCCUUUGUGUUAUUAAGGUCUCGUUUUAAGUAUUCAGUUAUGGUACUGAGUUUGCAACUUUCAUCUAAUUAAUCAUAAUGCCUCUGUAGUUUGCUCCCUUAGAAAUAUUUAGAUGUGCACAAAUGAAUCUUUUAUAUGUUUAAAGGUUUUUUUCUACCAUGUAUUGAAUUGCUCAGAAUAAAGUAUCUAUUAGACCUUUGUUUUAGUAAAUAAAUUCUACAUAAAUAGUGUGAAUUGAUAACAUAAAAAUAUGUAACAACACUAUAUAUAUAUUCAUAUAUAUAUAUAGCCUCUCUGUAUAAUUCAGAAAUAAAAAAAAAAAUGAUUCCACAA